Messenger RNA from Musa acuminata subsp. malaccensis (wild Malaysian banana), 987 nucleotides. RefSeq lists its product as uncharacterized. Gene Ontology annotation, cellular component: histone deacetylase complex. Gene Ontology annotation, biological process: regulation of DNA-templated transcription. The record is from RefSeq and is a predicted model, not a curated record. Lineage: Eukaryota; Viridiplantae; Streptophyta; Magnoliopsida; Zingiberales; Musaceae. Gene Ontology annotation, molecular function: transcription coregulator activity; protein binding.
AGUAACUUCUCUUUCUGCUUUGUUGCUCUGAAACCCUUCCCUCAACGGGAAACACAUCCCGAGGAAUCCCAAUUCCAGGCACCAAUUCACGUAGAUCCGUGGAGUUACGACGAUUUGGAGGUCGAGGUUGUUCUUUUGAUGGCGGAAAACCUUGGUCCCGUAGUUUUCGCGGCUUAAACUCUCUGCAUUUUCGCAGAUCGUUCCCGCUCCUCUUCUCUGCUUCGUUGGAUCGCACAUUGUGAAAUGGAGGCUGAGAUGUGCUCUGUUCAUACUCUAUCCCCUUCUCAGGAAGAAAGUGGAGAUGAAGAACUCUCAGUGCUUCCUAGGCACACCAAAGUCAUUGUUACUGGUAACAACAGAACCAAAUCUGUAUUGGUCGGGCUGAAAGGAGUCGUGAAGAAAGCUGUUGGUCUUGGUGGCUGGCAUUGGCUGGUCCUGAAAAAUGGGGAGGAAGUAAAGCUGCAAAGGAAUGCUUUGAGUGUUUUGGAAGCUCCAACUGGAAACGAAGAUGAUGAAAUCGAUUGUGAUACCUCUUUCUGCAGUAGCUCAGACAUGGGAGAAAAAGACAUGGAUUACACUGGUUCGGAGAUUCACAAACCAAGAAAGUCAAGGAUUCGACAAACUAGGUCAUGGAAGUCGAACGGCCAAAGUAGCAUCAGGAACAUUCACUCCCAUGGUUUUAAGCCUCGAACGAGGGUAAGAUUGUCAAAACUCGAGACCGCCACCUUGUGGAGAUACCUGAAACACUUCAAUCUUGUGAGCAGUAACCCCAGUCCAACAAAGGAACAACUGGUCCAUGAUGUGCAGCACCAUUUCCUCUCUCAGAAACUGGAUGAAACGGAGGUCAUUUUAGGCUUCAUUCAUGCUGCAAAGAGAUUGAGGACUCUAUACUCAUAAGGUCUCGUCUGAUGAAUUAAAGAAGGAAUCAAGUAUAUUCAUGUUGUUUCCAAAAUGGAGGAGUUUGACAUGGUGUGGUGUAAGCAUGAA